AUGUCUUCGUCUCUGCCAGGCGUCCGGCCACUUCCCGACUCUCAGUAUGAUCUUAGCACCUACUGGGGCCGUGUGAGGCAUACUGCGAGCAUUACAGAUCCGAGGACCCUCCUCGUAGGCAGUGCCGGUCUUACAGAUGCCAAAAACCUCCUCAUCGCCUACAAGAAUGGGCAAAUUCCACACAUGACCCCCGACCUCUGGAAGGCCAAAAAGAUUGUCGACUCGACUCUGCACCCAGACACAGGCGAGGCGGUCUUCCUCCCCUUCCGCAUGUCAUGCUUUGUCCUCUCCAACUUGGUGGUGACAGCGGGCAUGUUGACCCCUGGCCUUGGUGUAAGCCCUGUACCUCCCCCCCUUUCCGGUCACAUACUCACCUCCAUACAGAACCGCGGCACCAUCGCCUGGCAAGUAGCCAACCAGUCCCUCAACGUAGCAAUCAACUACUCCAACUCCAACAAAUCCUCCCCCUUAUCCUGGUCCAAAAUCGCCCAAUCCUACUUCCUCGCCGUCGGCGCCUCCUGCUCCGUAGCCGUAGGCCUCAACUCCCUCGUCCCCCGUCUGAAAUCCAUCACCCCUUCCACCCGCCUCAUCCUCGGCCGCCUCGUCCCCUUCGCCGCCGUGGCCUCGGCCGGUGCCCUCAACGUCUUCCUCAUGCGCGGGGAGGAGAUCCGCACCGGCAUCGACGUCUUCCCUGUCCUGUCUCAAAAGGCCAGGGAGGCGUUUGCUGCCCAGGGCAAGUCCCCCUCCGAGGUGGAGAGUCUGGGCAAGAGCCAAAAGGCGGCGACGUUGGCGGUGGGGGAGACGGCGGUGAGCAGGGUGCUGAAUUCGUCCCCGAUCAUGGUCAUCCCCGCGCUGGCGCUGGUGAGGUUCCAGAGGACGGAGUGGCUGAGGAAGAACCCUAGGUGGACGACGCCGUUGAAUUUGGGGUUGAUCUUGGUGACGUCGUAUGCGGUUUUGCCGUUGGCGCUGGCGGCGUUCCCGCAGAGGCAGAAGGUUAGGGCGGAUAGUUUGGAGGAGAGGUUUCAUGGACGGGGUGGGGAGGGGGGGUUGGUGGAGUUCAAUAGGGGUAUUUGA
Molecule: messenger RNA, 1074 nt
Organism: Podospora anserina S mat+
Lineage: Eukaryota; Fungi; Ascomycota; Sordariomycetes; Sordariales; Podosporaceae
Exons: 2
Coding region: 1-1074 (357 amino acids)
Biological process (GO): monoatomic ion transport; mitochondrial transmembrane transport
Cellular component (GO): mitochondrial inner membrane
Molecular function (GO): monoatomic ion transmembrane transporter activity
Source: RefSeq, a predicted model, not a curated record